AUGAGCGGUAUCGUCCAACCUCUUGUGGGAGGCAUCCAGGCUACGGUCUCUGUCAUUCUCACCAUCAGCUUCGGAGUAGCUUUCUCUCAGUUCGGCCUACUGGAUGCCGAUGCAGCAAGCAAAAUCUCCAAGACUUCUGUCAAGGUCUUGCUGCCGUGCCUAUUGAUCAACAAUCUGGGCGAAAACUUGAAUCCUGAGACAGCACAUGAAUACGUCCCUAUUAUACUCUGGGCUAUUGUUUACAAUGUCCUCUCUAUCUUCCUUGGUCGCGUGCUCUGUAAAGUGUUCAACCUCCCACGAUGGACCAUUCCCGCGAUCGCCUUCAACAACACUACGUCGCUUCCACUACUUCUUAUCCAAUCGCUGGAGACGACUGGUAUUCUCAGUCCUCUUGUGUCGUCUGGCGAGAAAACAUCCGAAGCAGUGUCACGUGCACGAACUUACUUCCUGGUCUCGGCGGUUGUGUCGCAUGCUCUCACUUUUGGCAUUGGUCCUAGUGAGCUGAAUGGUGACAACGAGGAUGGCCCUGAAGACAGCAACGAACAGCAGAAUGGAAACGCAAACGAUGUGCAGGGCGACGGUGCGCCUCGCCAGCGGUACCGCGAUGACCCAGAGGCGCAAGAAGAUGAUAACGAAAAUGAGGACGAUGACAACGAGUCUUCAGACUCUGCGCCUGAAACCUCCCUCCUCCCUCGUGCAGUCAGACAUCGCCUGCACAGGACGAACAAGCAUACCCACAGCAUCGUGAACAGCUCCAUGGACAAGCUCCCAUCGUUUCUCCAGACAGCUAUCACCGCAGUGUACAAUUUCAUGACGCCCCCUCUGAUUGGAGCCAUUCUUGGAGCAGUCAUUGGUCUCGCUCCUCCCCUGCACAAGCUCUUCUUCGCAGAUAGCAAUGAGGGCGGCUACCUCAACGCCUGGCUCACCCAGAGUAUCAAGAAUAUCGGCCAGCUUUUCGUUACGCUGCAGGUCGUAGUCGUGGGCGUGAAGCUUGCGCAGGCACUGCGUAAAGAGAAACGCGGAGAAAACACAGGGACACUGAACUGGACACCCAUUGCCAUUGUCACUGUUGUCAGAUAUUUCAUCUGGCCGGCUAUCAGCGUGGCUCUGGUAUAUGCGCUAGCCGCGAAAACCUCAUGGCUGCCCCAAAAUCCUAUGCUGUGGUUCGUCAUGAUGUUGAUGCCUGCCGGACCGAGUGCCAUGAAGGUCAUGGUACUCGCUGACGUGUCAGACGCCGAGCACGAAGACAAGAUGAUCAUUGCGAAGUUUUUAGCUAUCGUUUACGCAAUCUCGCCUCUGAUGACGUUGAGCGUUAUUGGCGCUCUGCAGGCUUGCAACGCUGCUAUGUAG
Molecule: messenger RNA, 1350 nt
Organism: Ascochyta rabiei
Lineage: Eukaryota; Fungi; Ascomycota; Dothideomycetes; Pleosporales; Didymellaceae
Exons: 4
Coding region: 1-1350 (449 amino acids)
Biological process (GO): transmembrane transport
Cellular component (GO): endoplasmic reticulum; membrane
Source: RefSeq, a predicted model, not a curated record